UCUUGCCACUCACUCACAGUUUAAAAUACUCCUAAUUACUAUCACUACAAACACUACUUGAAAAAUGGCAUCCACAGUUGACAAAACCAAGUGCCAAGCUGAGGUGAAGACAGGUGUCACCAAAGAAAAAGCGUCAGAAAUGGCCCAGUCCACCCAGGAGAAGGCUGCGGCGGCCGCCCAGGCCACAAAGGAGAAGGCGGCGGAGAUGGCGGAGAAGACAAGGGAGCAAGCGGUGAGCAUGGCGCAAGGUGCAAAAGAGACUGCUUUGGGAAAGAAAGAUGAUCCGAAGAAAACCACUACCACCCCAAAGGACUGCUAGGUUGAAUUGAAAUUUGGAAGUUUGUCUGUUGGUGGUGUUGUCUGUUUUUAGUUCUAUUUCUAUAUAUGUAUUUUGGUCUUUGGGCAUGUUCUCUUAGCAGGUUAGAGUAAAUGUACGGUGCCAUGGUCAAAUAUCGGUCUAGUUGAUAUAUUAAUAAAUAAUCACGUCAGUCCCAUAUAUCAACACUAAUUGGCCGAUAUUUAGAGUCUUCCUAAUGAAAUGUACUUUUGACUUUUGUUAUAUAAAAUGAAAUCACCUUUAUAUGUCU
Molecule: messenger RNA, 587 nt
Organism: Camellia sinensis
Lineage: Eukaryota; Viridiplantae; Streptophyta; Magnoliopsida; Ericales; Theaceae
Source: RefSeq, a predicted model, not a curated record